AUGCGCCCGGGACUCUACCUCCGCACUGCAGGGUCCGCCCUGCGUGUCCUCCUAUGCCUUGUCUUUCUGCUCCACUUGCAUCACGCCGCGAGGUCGGUCGGUGAUUUCCGUCGCUGCGUCGGCGCCAUCUGCCUGGGCGACAACACGGAACAGGAUGUGGUCGUUGCCGAACGGGUACUAGACGACCUGAACCUGGGCAGCAACGAGCCAGUCACAUACGCCCUGCUG
Molecule: messenger RNA, 228 nt
Organism: Dibothriocephalus latus
Lineage: Eukaryota; Metazoa; Platyhelminthes; Cestoda; Diphyllobothriidea; Diphyllobothriidae
Source: the annotation of a GenBank genome assembly